Molecule: messenger RNA, 384 nt
Organism: Carlito syrichta (Philippine tarsier)
Lineage: Eukaryota; Metazoa; Chordata; Mammalia; Primates; Tarsiidae
Gene: PLAC8
Product: placenta specific 8
Exons: 2
Coding region: 1-384 (127 amino acids)
Biological process (GO): positive regulation of transcription by RNA polymerase II
Source: RefSeq, a predicted model, not a curated record
AUGGGGCUGGGGGGAGAUGCUGAUGCAAAGCUUAAGGAAGCACUGGUGGUGACAUGGCGGCAGGGGUGUGGUAAAGGUCCCAGGGUGGGGACCACCGCUGUGACCGCAGCUGGGGUGGGUGGAGUAACCUGUGCCCCUGGUGUCCUGUGUCCAGGUCUCUGCGGCACGUUUUGCUUCAUGUGCCUUGGGUGUCAAGUGGCUUCUGACAUGAACGAAUGCUGUCUGUGUGGGACGACCGUCGCCAUGAGGACCCUCUACCGGACCCGAUACGGCAUUCCCGGAUCUAUUUGUGACGACUUUAUGGCGACCCUUUGCUGUCCUGUGUGUUCUGUUUGCCAAAUCAAGAGAGAUAUCAAUAGAAGAAGAGCCAUGCAUGCUUUCUAA